UGGAAGGUAUAUGCAUUUAUUAUCACAUUGAUCCUUGAAAUAGUAGAACGGUUUUAAAAAUUAAAGGUGGUGGUCUAUUUUUUUUUAAAUACCUUUUUAAAGAAAGGAAGUAUACCCAGUCAACUGGUGCGUGUGGCGCAAGUCAUUGUAAUAUAAGUACAAGAAUCAAGAAGGAUGAAAACAACUAAUAAGUCGAUGAUACCGAGGGUUUUCUCAAAUAAAAUCGYGGAACUGCAGUAGAAAGGAGUGACAGACCACAACUCCWACCUCAAGAAGACGAAAAAGAAAAGAAAUUUAGACAUUUUCUUGAGAUGUUUUACUUUCAAGUUCGAUUUUAAUUAAUGUGAACAUCUCGACGAGAAUGAUACUCUAAAACCUCCAGCCUCGUUUAUGACAUCUUCAAGAUCCAAAAAGGGAAAACAGGAAAAAAAUGGACAUUCAUAAGUGAAAGAAAGAGUAGGUGUUAUAGAAUCUUAAAACAAGAGAUCUCUAUAGUUACCAUAGUGUAACAAAAAGCAGUAUCAACACAGAGUGAAUUGGAGAUAUCACAUUUAAAAGCGACCGAACAUAAAAAUUAUAUAUUGUGAGGCCAACAAAAUAUAGCCAGGUGGAGAGAGGACUGGAAAGAGCAGCAACGGUACCGAAGAAGGAGUAAUAAUAAUUUAUCUAGAAUAACAAAAGCAGGACUUUAUCAGUAAGGUAUUUAAGGCAAUAUUCAUCUAUUUUUACGUAGAAGAACACGGCCUUAGUAAAAAAUUAAAAGGACAGCACCAACGUCUAAACAACAUUAUCAACAAAUAUCGACUAUUUCUUUAGCAUAUGUUAAAAAUAAGCWACAGCUGYAAAGUAGUCUUCAGAUUUAACCAAAAUAUCCACAAAAAUCGAUGAUUUUCUACACGUAAAAACYAACUGARCAACAAGGUCUGYAUUUGCUCUGAUCACCAAGGACGAGAACAUCAGCMAAAUUAUCAUAGCAGAGCUAGCAACAGCUGUGWGUCCGUUAGCAACAGCAGCAACAUCUUCAACGACAACAUCAACAAGAUAAGAAACAUUAAUUUGAAACUAAUUUUAUACAAGGUAGAAGGCUAUUUGAAGUCUGAACAGAGAGACAGUAGCUAUACAAACUUCAAUACAUGAAUUAUAAACCUUUGUUUUCAGUUCCUAGUCAAUAAUGUUAUCACUUGAACAGGUGCAUACCAGGCAACUACACAAGCAAAUUUGAAAUCACCAGUUGAUAAUCACUUUUUAGUCCGCGGGAAAUCGCAUAAAAACGACUUGAAGGCACCGACUCUAUAUUGCACACUUAUUAACUAGAAAAAUAUAUCAAGGUGACAAAACUUCAAUUACAUCUCGAGCCGUCCUGUAUCGGUACCACUAUAAGACGAUAGCUGAACGAGGCUGAUCAAAAGCAAACAGCUUAAUCGGAUUGGAAAGUGCAACCUGAACUCUUCUGCAUUGCAAUAAAGGAGUCGAUAGUUGAAAGAAAUGCUGAUAAAAACAAACAAAGACAUCGUGGAAUAGAAGAGGUUGGUAACUGCAAAUUGAGAGUAAAAGGCAAUUCACAUGAGAAGACAGAUGCAUGAUUCAAAUACAGAUAACUGAAAAUAUCUGCUAAACAGAAAAGGAUAUUAGGAAACUGGAGUGAAGACUUAGCCACAAGGGUCCUUGCUAUAGUUUCGCUUUACAAAAUUAGGAUCGAAAGUAAAAAAUAGAAUGAAAAAAUUGACCACCUGAUUUACUUUUGACACUACGUCAAGUACAAGCUGUUUACCUUUCAGAAGAUCUGUUUAACAUACGAAAAGGCGCUCACCAAACGGAAACGACCUCAGUUAUAACAAACAUCUCAUAGAAUAACAAGUCCAUUUACGACGGGAUAAUCUACGCAUAUUAGCCAGGACUAAUAGAAUUCUAAAGUCUUUAUUCAUACUACUUAAAGAAUGAAGCUUAAUGUCACCGACAGACCUACAAUACCUACUACAGAGUAUGGCCUUUGGUACACAAUCAUGGAAGCUAUCAUCGGUGUUUUAGCUGUAUUUGGCAAUGGGUUCGUCGUAUUUCUUAUAACUACAAGACGUAGCCUACAGAUCAACCCCAACUACUUUAUUCUAUCGUUGGCUAUAGCGGAUUUAUUACUCGGGCUAACCCUUCCGACUUUCUCAAUUUUGUGUUCAAAUGUGAUUGACUGCGAUUGGAUAGCAUUCUAUAAGUUUUGGAACUUCUUCACCGAAGCCUCAGUUGCAAAUCUGUGCCUAAUGACUUGCGAUAGAUAUUUAGCUAUUAACUAUCCGUUGUGGUACAUCACAAACAUGACAAGGACGUAUUUAACUGUCUCCAUUGCGAUUGCAUGGAUUUUUCCCGCCAUUUUUGCGAUGUUGCCYUUCWUCUGGCAAUAUGACAARAAUACUGYACAUGUGAAGAGAAGUGACGAUGUGUAUUAUCUAACAUCUUUGAUUAUUUUCGAAGUCAUACCAGUAAUAACUAUGCCUAUAAUAUACAUGAGGAUUUUUACCGUUGUGCGACGACACUCAAGACAAGUUUCAAAACAACGAGAACAAGUUAGUUAUAACAAAAAUGCCAGAAUUGAAGGAUUGGAAAAUGGGAAUGAAACRAAAGGAAGGGAAAAUGCAUUUGAAAGGAAGAUUCCCUACGGUUCAAUUCCCACAAAUAUGAACCGAAAUGAAAACUCGAAUGGAAAAUUGAAAAUAAAGACUACUGUAUUUGAGGAAAAAACUUCAAAUUACAACGAAAAGAAGGAGCAAAAGAGACAACCGAGUCUUCUAGAGAGAGAAGGAAGCUCAUCAACRUUAGUCCUAGGACUUGUUAUCCUACUUUUUGCGCUAUGCUGGUCGUACGAUAUUUACAUAACACUUUGCACAAGAGUUCAUGUAUUUAUAUGCUCAGUAAAGAGCCAUAACGAGGAAGCAAUCGUUAACCUGCUUAUCUAUCUAAACAGUACAGUUAACCCAUUUGUGUAUUUCUUAUUCAAGAAGGAUGUUAGGAGAGAGUUAAAAUCCUGUUUGAGACAGAGGAAUUAAAGGACUGUAAACAACAUGGCGGCUUCAGUGCGCGCGGUCGUGUUUAAGAUAUUUCACAUGUGGAAAACCAGGUCAAUUCGAAAUCUGCUUCAAGAUUACUUAAAGAUAUUACUUAAAGAUCGACCCUUACCAUAUCUCCAUUCAUAGAGCAUAAGGGGAUAAUUUUAGUUUUUUUGCUAAUAUUACGAUGCAUAAUUGUUAUUUUCAAACAUAAACAAAGGCUCGUAUGGGAUGCCGGUUGCCGAAAGCGAUUCUUUAAUUAUAUAAUAAUAUUAUUUCAGGCACGAAUGUUUGCUAUAUGCACUUUAUAUAGAGAUCAUAUACGAAAUAGCAACGCGAACAGGACCAUGUGCGCAUUUCUAGUAAUGAAAGAGUUAAAAAAAUGGUUAAUGAGCCGUCAAAGUUUUCAAUGUAUCAAUUACAAAUUACAAACACCUUGUCGAAGAGAAUUAGAACAUUUGUAUUUUAGUACAAAAGGAAUAUAUUAAAAAGUCAAUGAAGAGCGUUAUGUCUGAGAGAUCUUUCGUAAACAAGAAAACGCCCUGUUUUUUGACGUCCCUAUCAUUUCAAUUUUGUGCACCCCUGAGUACCCCAAGUGCAGAAUUACUAGGGCACGCUUUCCAGCCUUAACUCACCAUUUUUUAAAUUGCUUAUUGAAAUUAUUUUAAAUUGCAAUUAUAAGCUGAUAAAGAUAUACCAACCGCACGGAAGAACACUUCGCACGUUAUCAUUACAGAGUCUAUUAUAGAGCAGUUGAGUUACCGGUGUUUGAUCAAAGAUGGAGGAGUGUGGCGAUAUGUCAAUAUUGAACCCGGAAAAUAAUUUACUAAAAUCUAAAAUAGUGUCAUUGUUGACUAACUAGACCAACUAAAGGCGAUGGAAGAUUAAUAAAGUUGAUAAGAUCACUACCAUGUACAUAUUGACAUAC
Molecule: messenger RNA, 3963 nt
Organism: Exaiptasia diaphana
Lineage: Eukaryota; Metazoa; Cnidaria; Anthozoa; Actiniaria; Aiptasiidae
Product: tyramine receptor Ser-2-like
Exons: 2
Coding region: 1938-3035 (365 amino acids)
Biological process (GO): G protein-coupled receptor signaling pathway
Cellular component (GO): membrane
Molecular function (GO): G protein-coupled receptor activity
Source: RefSeq, a predicted model, not a curated record